Molecule: messenger RNA, 7514 nt
Organism: Numida meleagris (helmeted guineafowl)
Lineage: Eukaryota; Metazoa; Chordata; Aves; Galliformes; Numididae
Gene: THRB
Product: thyroid hormone receptor beta
Exons: 10
Coding region: 1254-2363 (369 amino acids)
Biological process (GO): positive regulation of transcription by RNA polymerase II; thyroid hormone receptor signaling pathway; retinoic acid receptor signaling pathway
Molecular function (GO): RNA polymerase II cis-regulatory region sequence-specific DNA binding; zinc ion binding; nuclear receptor activity
Source: RefSeq, a predicted model, not a curated record
AGCUGCACUCCAGGGUACUGGUGUCAGGGAUGUCAUCUGCCAUUCCAAGGAGUGCAUAUCACCACUGACUUAGUUUUUAGAAAAAAACAUUGUGGGAAAUGCUAUAUAUUCUGAAUGCACAUUGAGUAGGUGGAGGCUGCCAAGCUUCAGGCUUUGUAAUGUAUUGGAUUGGGACUGGCAUCCUGGAGAAGAUACUGUGGUGAGGUAGGUCAUGUUUCAUUCCAGGACUCUGUAGUGACCUGCACUGGCUGCAGAUGUUGGGCAGCAGCAUUUACUGUACGUUCAUUCUUGAAGGUUCUGGCCAUCUCCAUUCUGCCAUCUCAUAGGAAACAAACCAAAGGCAAAUAAACCAACCUUAACUGUUCUCAUUACAGUGGGGAGGUUAUAAGCAGAAACAUAUGUGCUUUCUGAUCGAGGGUUUGAAGGUCCCAGUCUUAACUCUGCUGUAGUUUAUUUUUACCCAAAUGCACAGACAAUGAUUAAAAUCAGGCAUCUAGUUUGAACCUAAGGAUGAAAUUCAUCUCACCAUGAUUUGGCUGUCUCAGCCUCUCUGCUCUCUGGGUUCCUCUUCAGUAAGCUGAUGAUGGAAUCCCAGGCUGUUGUUUACACCUCCUGUUUCAGAAGUGGCAACUUCCACCAGUAACUGCAGUGCCUGGUUAAAAGCAUGUGGGAUGGGUACCCAUACUGUCUCCCUGUGGGAUGAAAUGGGCAGUGCCUGCGUGCACCCGGGGAGGGGUCUAGGGUCAUGAGUAUCCGGGGCGGUCGCGUGUACGGGUAUAAAUAGCCUUGUUGCGCAGCAUUAAAUUGGCAUUUUGGUGUUACACACUGUGUGUGCGUCCCGUAUGCCCUGCAUGCAGAGGUGCGGACGGAAGGGAAGCCUUAUUAUGUUGUCGUAGACAACAUCUGGUGACCCCAACGUGAUUUUUGGGCGCGAGCAAGGCGCCGAACGGCCGAUUUUGGGCGCGAGCAAGGCGCCGAGAAGCCGGAGCCGUGAUGGGGCUCGGUGUGCAGGAGGUGUGAGAGAACAGAAAAUGAAGCUCUAGUAAGAAUUGGAAACUGAAUAAUUUUCUGGAAAAUACCACUCUGUGAUCUGCACUGCUAGAAGUGAGCCCAGUCUGAGCAUUAAGGCUCCUUACCUCUGUCAUCUGACUUGGUUGAGGCAGCUCUGCAGGCCUUCUUCAGACAAAAUCAUAAGGUGGCGGUGGUGACAGAAGAAGAACGAGAAUGAUUACGUAUCUGUAACUCUCAGCAGUAUGUCAGGGUAUAUACCCAGUUACUUAGACAAGGAUGAGCUAUGUGUAGUAUGUGGGGACAAAGCCACCGGAUAUCAUUAUCGCUGCAUCACUUGUGAAGGUUGCAAGGGAUUUUUCAGAAGAACCAUUCAGAAAAACCUCCAUCCAACCUAUUCCUGUAAAUAUGAAGGAAAAUGUGUGAUAGACAAAGUAACAAGAAAUCAGUGCCAGGAAUGUCGCUUCAAAAAAUGUAUCUUUGUUGGCAUGGCAACAGAUUUGGUGUUGGAUGACAGCAAGCGGUUGGCAAAGAGGAAGCUGAUAGAAGAAAAUCGAGAGAAGAGGCGUCGGGAAGAGCUGCAGAAAACAAUUGGUCACAAACCAGAACCAACAGAUGAGGAAUGGGAGCUGAUCAAAAUUGUCACUGAAGCACAUGUGGCCACCAAUGCACAAGGAAGCCACUGGAAGCAGAAAAGGAAAUUUCUGCCAGAAGACAUUGGGCAAGCACCAAUAGUUAAUGCCCCAGAAGGGGGGAAAGUGGAUUUAGAAGCCUUCAGCCAGUUUACAAAAAUUAUCACACCAGCGAUUACAAGAGUGGUGGAUUUUGCCAAAAAGUUGCCUAUGUUUUGUGAGCUGCCAUGUGAAGACCAGAUCAUCCUUCUGAAAGGCUGCUGUAUGGAGAUAAUGUCCCUCCGAGCAGCAGUUCGCUAUGACCCCGAGAGUGAGACUUUAACGCUAAAUGGGGAGAUGGCGGUGACAAGGGGCCAGCUGAAAAAUGGGGGUCUUGGCGUAGUGUCUGAUGCCAUUUUUGACCUGGGCAUGUCUCUUUCUUCAUUUAACCUGGAUGACACCGAGGUUGCCCUUCUCCAGGCUGUUCUGCUCAUGUCGUCAGAUCGCCCAGGCCUUGUUUGCGUCGAGAGGAUAGAAAAGUGUCAAGAGGGUUUCCUCCUGGCAUUCGAACACUACAUUAAUUACAGAAAACACCAUGUUGCACAUUUUUGGCCAAAACUGCUGAUGAAAGUGACAGAUCUGCGAAUGAUUGGAGCCUGCCAUGCCAGCCGCUUCCUGCACAUGAAGGUGGAGUGCCCCACAGAACUCUUCCCUCCAUUGUUCCUGGAGGUGUUUGAGGAUUAGAGAGACUGGAGCAGUCCUCUGCACCCCUGUCACACUACUGGCUGUCAUUUCAUUCCAUUGCCCAACUCUUCUCACACCUGUUUGUUCUUCUUUUGUUCUCUUCUGAUUCUUGAGGUGGGGUUGGGCUUUUGUUCUGAGUUUUUCUUUGGGGUUGCUGGGGGCAGUUGUAUGCACAUGGAUGAAAACAUCCCUUUCUGCUGGUACUUGUGACUAUUGCAAUUUGUUCUUCAGUCCUUUGAUGUGAAUGCUUUGACAGCUUAACAGUGAAAAUAGAAACAGACCAGUUUCAUUCACCAGCACUUGCGUGGUCACCAGCUCACAUGCAUCAUUGCUUGGAAAAUACGGGAGAUAAAUUGAAGUGGCAGAAAAUAAAUUGGCCUCCAAGUUAAAACAGCUAUUGAUAAUUUGAUCCUAGCAAUUCUAUCUAUCUACUGUUUCCUCACUUUGCAGGGUACUAGUGACCAUUUCAUGAGAUGAAUUUUCUAGUCUUCGUGGUUGUUUCUUUUGUAACAAUCACUCUUAUGAUCUAGGACUUUCAUCAUUGUCAUGAUACCAUCAUUAUCUUAGGAUUGUUCCAAUGGAUGCAGUUGAACAGUGCCCCAUAAAUCAAGUAUUUAGUACAUGCAAAGUGGCGGAAGGGACUGAAUCAUUUUUUUCCAUGUGUACAGAAAGUAAGAUUGUUCAGUUCUUACUACUCCAAGUAACUUCGCUGGAAGCUCUAUUGGAAGAAGGAGGGAGAUUUGAUCCUCUGAUGUGCUUUUUCCUGAGUAGAGAAGUCUGCUUUUUCUGAGGUUUGUGGUAAAUUCAGUGCUCUGAAGGGAUAGGCUGUUUGUCAGAAUAGCAGGAUUUCCUAAGAGUUAUUCAGGGAUGUGAAUGAAUGAAACGUAUGGAAUGACCGUCAGAAGGAACAGAAACCAACUGUGUUAUUGAUAACACUCAAGACUGUACAGCUUUUUCCCAGUAGUACAAAUAGUAUUGCUUGGCAGUAAUCUUUUGUUUUAUAUAUAUAUAUAAAGUUUAUAUGCACGUAUAUAUAUAAUUUUAUAUAUAUAUAAUUAUGAAUCUUCAGCAGAUGUCUUAAACAUAUUUCCAUGUUUUUAUCAUCUCUCUCUCUUUCCUUCUUUCACCCUCUCCUGUGUGUGUAUGUGUGUUGAUCAGCUAGGUUCUCCCUCCCUGGUGUAUGUAUGUGUUUUGUUUGGCUAGUUUCUCACUUGAUUCCUUCACAUAAUUUAUUUCCACUAACUACACUAGCAGGAACUGAACUGAAAGAUAGGAAGUCCAGCUGCCAAAAUCUGCAAGUCAGUACUCACAAUACUGGAAUGUUUGGAAGCCUGUAAUGAGGGCAUUAUAGGUAGAGAGAGAUUCUGUUCUGUCAUCCAUCACCAUCCAGAGUUGUUGUCCCUGGAUUUUAUAAACUUAAUAUUAAACCAUUCUCUGAAUUUGUGUGAUACAUCAAAAGCAUUCUUCUGUUCUUCCUGGAAACUCAAGAGACCUGUUUUGCACUUCCUCAUAUCCCACAUUCUUUUGUGUUGUGCAUUCAUUUGUACUGCUUUCUGUCUCUGCUAUUCAUUGACAUAUUUGCCUGGCAACUCAUUGGGCACUGUUAGAAUUGAUAUGUUGAUUUUCAAAGCUCAUGGCCCAUGUCCAAACCCGUAUGUUACACAUUUGUCCCCUUGUAAGAUCAUGAUACUCAGGAAAAUGUAUAGGUGGAGCACAGUAUCUUUGUGCCAGGGAUUAAAUUCUUUUCACCUCUGUUUCUCUGUAACAUUGAUAAACUGUUUGGAGUGCUAUUGGCUCUAUUUUCAGGGUUAUAGAAUCUUGUUCUCCUUGUUCUUUGAUAUCAUAUGUACCCACGGUGAGUGAUGAGCAUUGAUGUUAUUCCUUAGAGGUUAUGCCCAUAAUUUCAUGAGAAUAUAAAACACAGUGGGAUGUUCAGGGCUUUUUGCAGGUACCAAGUAGACAGGCCUUUGGAAAUAAGUCUUUCUUUAAAUGCUUGCUGAAAUUGAAGAACCUCCAUUGUGGACUGGCUCUAUUUGCUCCAUCUCAAAAGAUGUGCUAGCAACACAAAUUCCCUGUAGAGCACUACAUCUUGGGGACAAGGAUCGGGAAACGUUCUAGGUUUUUGGAACAAGAUACCACACAAAUGGAAAGGCUUCCAUGUAUUCAGUUCUGCAGAAUCUCAGAUGAGCAGCAUCCACAGUCAGUAAAGAGUAUUAGGUAUCUGAUUUGAGGGUGGUUUGGUAGGGCCCUGAUAGUAUAUAGGGAAAGCAAAAAACCAGCAUCUCUACCCAAAUGGCUCUUAAAAAGAAAAGAAGCGUGCCUGCCUUUUUGGAGUGUUGUACUCCCAGAAUCAUGGAGUUCCUUCUGAAGCAAGCCUGAGUAUCUCAUCUACUUGCGAAAUAUGAGCUUGAGUUAGUGUAAAAACUUGUAACUGCUGCAGAUGAGACCAAGGAGAAAGAAAGUCACUUUCUCCCGGUAGUAUUCACAGUGACCUCACUGCAGGCUCCAUGAUAUUUUAUGUAUUUCUCAGAGCUUCAGUUCUUAGAGUCAUACUGCUGCCUGAGAGAUUCAGUCUCUCAUUAAGAUCAGUGUUUCUCAUCCUCUGGGUUAUAAAGGAAAACAGCAGCCUAAAUGUUAAAUAAUGAGGUUGGAAGUCAAUACUCAGUGGUGACUUCUCAUUGCCCUUAACUACGGGGGCCCACUCUACUGGCUUUUGAACACUUGGGAGCGUCGGGACUGCAUUAAUCAAAAAAUAAAGGUCAGAAGUUAGAAAAAUGUGGAAGUUACUGGGUUGACUUGGGGAAGCAGCAAGAGAUGAAGAAACUUGCAACACCCUGGACAGAACUGCAGCUUGAGGUAAUGCUGAGAACAAAUGCUUUGCACAGGCUGCUGUAAAAAUCAUUGCUCAUACAGGAAUUUGUCAUCCAAGCUCAUGGUCCGACUUCCUGAUACUGAAGCAGGCAACUAGGCAACAACUUGGAAGAGUUCAGCAGUCCUUUAAGCAGUAAGGACAUUAUCAGUGUACUUUUCUGUCUUUUUACAUUGCAUUGGAAUCUGGUUCUGAUUAACAGAGUGGGAUUAGUAGCAUUCCUCAACAGAAAACUAAGACCAAGCUCUUAGUCUGACGGAUUUGAUGUUCUGGCAUCUAAUAACCUCUGAUCUCCUACCAGUUUUACUCUGUGUAUCUUCAUUGACUUCCUCGGUCUGUCUGACUCCUGAUUUACGUGAUCAUGAGAGCAAAGCUAGAACCUGUGAGGAUGCGUUUGCAGGCUCUUACUAGUGAAUACUGACCUUAGUUCUGCAGUGACUCAGGUCACUGUAGGACUGAGCCACUGGAUUUACCACCUGAGUGGCAGACAUCAGUCAGCAGGGUCUGUAGGACCUGGCCUUCCAAGGGAAACAACAAACGGGCACUUUUAACUGCAGUUCAGGGUCUUGUUUCUGAUGGUGCCACAUAACCUUUGUUUUUGCUUUGUGGUCUACAUGUGGGUCUUGCAUAGGAGAUGCUUCCUAUCAAACCUGAUUGUCAUCGUUCAUGGUCUUGCCCUGAGUAACAUAUGCAUUUAGAUACUCAUUUCAUGUGUCAUCUCAGUUAAGUUAUGGUAUUUAUAAUGAUAUAUAAAAUACAUAAUAAUUAUUUUUGUUUACAUUCUGCCAAAAUGUAGGCGUUAGAGUUAUAUCUCUGAGAUCCAAAACCAUCCUUGAGCAAAAUGCUUGUUUCUUCAGAGGCAGGCAUCAGAAAGUGAACAAAAAACUGUCCAGAAUGAUCAUUUGUAUCCAAAAUCUGCCAAGACAGGGCUGUUGAUCACAAGCAGAGCAUGUCAUUGCUAGCAAUGCAUUUUUAUGCUAUGGAACUCUAACCUGUAUGUGUCAUAUUGACUUUUUGCUGCAUGAAUCAUAAAUUAUAAAAAUCAGUCCUAUGGUUUUGAGAUGUAGCCAGCAUUCCUAAGGCUAAACCUUUUUCAUUGACUGAAUCAAAAUCCACAACCAAGGAACAUACUCCUCUCACUGUGAGAGCAGUUGAAAGAGUUCAACGUUUAUCUUUUCUCAAAGGAAGAGGCAGUAGGACCUCUUGACGUGUCUUGUUAUUGUGAUCAUCUGGAAAUGAUUGCCAGACGUUUCCUUUUGAUAUAGCAAUGAAGUGAUCCGUAUUUAAAUUUUAUAGAGAGAAAUUUUAUUCUAGUGUGAUAGAGAUUUAUUUUCCACUUAAAGACUCAAAACAAUGUGAGCACAUUUUUUUACUAUGGUAUAUUUUUGCUUUAAAAUUAAAAACCACAAAAAAAAAAAAAAAAAAGGUUUGGCCUUACCACGAAGUUUUAGUGUGUCAUAUAGAUGUUAGCAGAUGCAAAGAGUAUGCAUUAUUUGUGUGUAUCCACAUUGACUGAUGUCGCCUUCAAAAAGCAAUAUUGUGCAGGUAAUAAGUUGUUUGUGACUGUCCAUUGCACAGUUUACCUUCUUCAAAAGCUAACCUUGUUUAUGCACAAGACAAUCAAAUGUAAAUCUACAUCAGCACCCAGGUGUAGAUUAAAUUCAUGUAAAUUACUGAGCACAAUGUAAAACAUUAAAAGACACUUUAUUUAAUUACACAUUUAAUGUUGGUGAAGAUAGUAUCAGGGCAUGAACUAGCUGACAUACUGUAAUUUCUUUUUCUCUUUUCCUACUUCCCUAGCACUCUUCAGUUUUAGUUUGCUCACAAAUUCAUCAGAUUAGUUAUUCAUAAUUUUUUUGAAGAGAAGGGUGGUUUGGGUUGUUCAUUUGUUUUUAUGAAGUUAGGUGGGAGGACUUCUUACUCUGUCUACGAGGUUUGUGGGUUUUGCUUAUUUGGUUUAUUUUUAUACCAGUUUCGUGCCCUGAGGGUAAGGCAAACGUUACGCAGUACAGUAAAAAAAAAAUUACCUUGGAUGAUGUAUUUUUUUGCAAGCAGUGUUAAGAGUUAUGCUAGAUUGGUAAUAUUUUUUCAGCCUAAAAUAUAUUAAAAAUCUGUGAUCACAAAUGUUUUAAACUAUCUAAAGAGAAAAUUUGUAUAUUUGGGGGAAGAAAAUAAUUUUUACAUAGCUUUUGUAUGCAGAUAUUAAAAUGUAAUUAUGAAUAUAGUGGGCAUAGAUAACUGUGUAAGCUUGAAUUCUAAAAAAGAAAAAGCUUAUAACUGAA